Messenger RNA from Xyrichtys novacula (pearly razorfish), 8314 nucleotides. The record is from the annotation of a GenBank genome assembly. NCBI's taxonomy places the organism in Eukaryota, Metazoa, Chordata, Actinopteri, Labriformes, Labridae.
AUGAAGUUCGUUCGGUUUAUCAUGAAAAACGCCGCCUUGGCCAGUGUGCCCAAACAUAUCGAACAUUUCUCCAAAUUUUCUCCUUCGCCGCUCUCCAUGAAGCAGUUUCUGGAUUUCGGUGAGUAUUCCUGCUGCUCCAUUUCAGACAUGUUGAAAAUAACUCAAGCUUUCUACAUCUUCACAGACAUAUAGCAUGUUUAUUUGAUUGCAUAUCCCCAAAAUGACCUUGUUGUUAUCCCGUUUAUCUGCAGUGUGGAGGUUUAGCUGCUGUAGCAUGGUGGUGCUCAUAGUGCAGAGGAUUGCAUCAGAUCUGUUAUAGCAGGACAGGGCUGUACUGUAGGGGCCCUGUGGAGACUAUUACAGCUAAUAUUUCUGGAUAUUUCAUCUUACAGGCUUGCUGACGGAUUUAUAAUCAUGUUUUGUGCAAUUACUGGAGAGCAAGUCAACAUUUUAUCUGUAAAUGUUUGCUAAAAACAACAAAAAUGAGAUUUCUAGGAGGUUAAAAUGUAGAUGGCACUCAUUUCUUAGUGUUAAAAUGCUUUAUUAUGAUGGUCUAUAAUGGAAUUUUCACUCUGUUUGAUAAUUUAAUCCUAUUGUUUGACUCAUGUCUUCAAAAAUCAAAGAUAAGUUUAUAUUUUCAACUAGUCAGUCAAAAAAAAGAGUCCAUAGAGUUUGUAAAGUAGAGUAAACACCAAGUAAGAUUCACAUAAUCAAUCAAAAGUAUCAGCAGUUAUUAGAUGAUCGAUAACGGGCUUUUAAAGGUUAGUAUAAUAACAAGUAAACAGGUGAGAAAAGGACAAAAUCUAAUCCUGGUGUCUUGUUAUUGUAGUUUUUGCUUGAGUUAAAAGAUAAAAUAAGAACUUAAAUUGAUAUUUCAUUAUUUUUGACUUCUCUAGUGUUAAAUCAGCGUCUAGAUUUCCUUCUAGACAUCUUUAAUUGUGAGAAUAAAAGAAAAUACAGGGUUAAUAUUGAGGUGUUUUACAAAACAAUCAUAAAACAUGAACAAUAUCAUUAUUUUAGACCCAUUUAAAUGUAAUAAACAUGUUCUUUCUCAGUUUUGGAUGGAUUUUUGAGCAAUAUAUAAAAAAUAAAUGCAUUAGAUUUCUCAAUAUGGCAUGACAUGACAUGAUAAUUGUAUUCAUCAUAAUAUAAUGUAGCUUAAACACCAGCCAGGGAUAGUUUCAAUUGGAUAAAUUGUCAUGUUGGUUGGCUUUGAAUAUUUUUAUGCACACUUUGAAACAGAAAAACUGAGAUUUUUUUUUGUUUUACUGCUUAAAAUGUGUUUCAAAUGUGUUUAAAAUGUGUUUCAGUAAAGUUGAUCAAACAUUUUCAGGUCUAAUUUCGACUCUUUUUCCUGCUCCAGGUUCCAUAAAUGCCUGUGAGAAGACCUCCUUUGUGGUUUUGCGGCAGGAGCUGCCUGUCCGACUGUCAAACAUCAUGAAGGAAAUUAACUUGUUGCCUAACAAACUCCUCACAACCUCGUCUGUGCAAAUGGUGCAGAGCUGGUAAGUCAGACCAGGAUUUGAUCCAAGUUAUGUAAUUCCUCAGAUAUGACCUGCACUUCUGAUUCAAGAAAAACAAAGAAAGAGAAACUUUCCCUCUCUCCGUUAGCCUCUGUGCUAGCUCAUAAAAGCGAAAUUUGAUGGCAGAAGUCCUCCCAUGAGCUCACAGAAGUUGACCGUCACAGCUGUCGGCUUGUUUACUUCCAAUUUGUAGUACAGUUUGAGUUUCUCUGUGAUAGCGUCAGCCACUAACUGCAUAAGCACCCUUUGACCAAGUUGUUCUCCUUCCAGCUGGCUCAGAGCGGGCUGAGGCUCUCAGCGCUGAACUUUACCCUAGUUUCUCCACUCGAGUCACAUGACCCUGUUUACUGGAGAGGCUGCACGUCUUCCCUUUUGUUGAGGAAUGGCCUAAAUUACUCGUACGAGGAUUAAGAUGAAGCUUUUUUUAGCCACGAACUCUCACCUGAAUGCCAGCUGAACUCCUUCUUCUGCGUCACACAACACUGUGUUCUGUUUAAACACGUCUGAUCGUUUGUUUUUAUUGCAGGUACAUUCAGAGUUUAAUGGAGAUCCUGGAAUUCCUGGACAAGAAUCCAGAUGAUCACAGAGUGCUGGGAGAGUGAGUUCCUGUUUUUCCUCGAUAGCAUCCUUCACAAGAUCCUUUUAACACACAAUUUUUCAUUUAAGACGCUCUUUUUUAAGGGGAGUUUUUAAUGUCAGUGAAAAAGACUGAUAUUUAUAUUUAUGCCAUUUUGUGAAAAGACAAACAAGACCAUCAGAGGAGCUUUAAAAGACAACUGUCAUCUUUUAAAAGUCCUGAUUAUUCAAAAGUAGAUACCAACUCAAUCUCACACCCGAUAUUCCCAUUGAAGCUUUUUUUGCCGUAGACGUAGAGAACUAGGGAUGGGAAUCGAGAACCGGGUCUUGCUGAGAACCGCUUCCAAAUGGUUCAAUCCAUAGACAUCGUUUACACUUUAUCUUAACAAUUCCUUUAAUGAUUCCUUUCUGGGUGUCUUGUAAGAGCCAGUCUGCGGGAACAAAAACAGAGACUUUAGGGGAAAAAACAUGCCGAAUGGUACGAAAAGUAGGCAGAAACAAAAAGUGUGGCAUCACUUUACUGAGAAAGACGACAACGGGUUUUGUGUGGAAGUUUUAAGUUUGUGCAUCAUGGACUAACUGAGUUAAAAGCGCAUAAAAACAUUCAACCCGACCCAAAAAAACCUCUAAAUUUUGCGCACGACUCUGCCUCGCGUGUAGUGUCCUCUUUUUGGGGAUCCAGAAUAUAGUCCCCCUAAUUUAACUUCAUGCUGACCGAAGUAAUUGCUGUACAAAUAGUUUGUCAUUUGAGACUCAAUAAAAUUUUGAGUUAAUGGUGAAAACCUAUAGUCUCAUUUUUUUUAAAUCAAAGGCAUUUAUAAGGGAAUUGUUCAAAAGUUGACUCUCUCACCAAAUCAGAUUCAUGCUGAAGAUUCUGGAAAGCUUGCACAGGCGUAGGUGUGCAUUUAUAGAUGACAGUGUCGUCAGCGUAGAAGUGAAAGCAGAGUUAAAGACACUCUGUCAAAAACAAUCGAUGUAAACAGUAAAUAGUAGUGGGCUGAGAACUGAUCCUUGUGGCACCUCUUUGACUUUUUCCUGACUGUAGGAGCCAUAAUGUUGCUUUGCUCAUCGGUUAUCCUGUGUUCAGUUACUUUUGUCUGGUUGCCAUUGGUUUCGCUGGGUUUGGGUCACAGUCCCACCUGUACUGGGGUGGAGAGGUGAGCCUAGGUAGCCGUAAUUUCUGUUGACCGCGCUUUAUGUUCUUUGUUUUGCAAUGAUACACAUCGCUAAGUAUACACAUAUUAUAUCGGGUGUGCGAGGUAAAUCGUUGCCGACUGUACAAGCGUUUUCACAGCUCCAAAAACUUGCAUGAACUGUGGGUGCUUCUAUGAAACAGCAGCGGCGUCUCACACAAAUAUACAGGAUCUAUUCUCUGCCUCAAGCGACUUUUUUAAAGGUUCUAGGAAAGCUGCAAUACUGACGUUUCCUGUUUUUUUAUUAACAACCUGGUUUUCUGUGUUUCCAUCCUCUGCAGGUUUGUUGACGCCUUGGUCACCAUCAGAAACAGGCACAACGACGUCGUCCCGACCAUGGCCCAGGGUAUCAUCGAGUACAAAGAGGCUUUCCCCCAGGAUCCAGUCACGAACCAAAACAUCCAGUACUUUCUGGACCGCUUCUACAUGAGCCGGAUCUCCAUCCGAAUGCUCAUCAACCAGCACAGUGAGUCCCCCUCAGAGUCAGACUGAAGUUUGUCCCCGCUCUCUCUCUCUCUCUGUCUCUCUCUCUCUCUCUCUCUCUAACUGUGUGUCGUCUGCGGCGGUGUUUCUGUUUUACUGAUCUCGCCCCGCUCUCUGCGUCACCCGCUCGACACCCAGAGGGAACAAUAAGUCAAAACAUGUCGCCUCACGAACUUUAUUGUCACAUCAGUGACAAAUGAUUUCAUGUGGGAUGUUUUGUUCGCCUGGGGAGCAGCAGGAGUCAUGACAGGCUCCACAUCAUAAAACUCCUGUAUCAUUAUGCAGCAUUUGUUACCGAGUCAUCGAGACAUAAAAUCGGAUGCAGACUGAAGCUAAUGGGAUGUAAAAUAAGGAGUCUGUUUGUUGCUCCACCCUCCUCUGUUAAAGAUGUAACAAAUUAAAUUAAACUCCUGAAUUUCAAUAUCAGUUUCUCCUGUCGUAUCGUGAUCGUCAGACGUACAAUGACAGUAAAUAUGAAAAAACUCAGAGAUGCAUUUCAGAUCAAAAACUUCUGGAUCUUGAUUUUAGUCUGAGACUCUUUUAAUCCUUUAAACUGGACUCUAUCUGUUUUCUGCAGCUCUAAUUUUUGAUGGAACCACGAACCCAGUUCACCCAAACACCAUCGGGAGCAUCGACCCGCACUGUCAGGUCGCAGAUGUAGUCCAAGGUACAAACUUUUACAUUCAACUUGGAUUAAAUUAACAUAAAACUGUGUAUCAUUGUCAAUUUAUACAUGUCUUUAAGUUGGAUUUGUACUACAAUCAUGUCAUAACCAUGCUAUGAUCGCCUUCAUAUAGAUGCCUACCACAGUGCCAAGAUGGUGUGUGACCAGUACUACCUCCGCUCCCCCGACCUCCUCCUCCAGGAGAUGAGCAGUAAGCCGACUUUGAUUUCAUCUUUCAGAGACGUUUUACUGGAAACUCCUGAAGUUCAACUGAAGUUUAAACAAGAGAAUUAAAUAAUGAUGAGAAACCAAACAGAGUCAGAGAGCACAGAGUGUGUACAUACAGUCCGAGUGUUCAGCCAGGUGGACCUGAGAGCUCUCUAAUUAUAGCUCUGAAGCAGAAGAAGAAGUGCCUCAAUGAGCUCGGCUGGUUGCGUCAGACAAUAUUGACACACAGACUUUUUUUUUUUUUUCUCCUCCGAACUGUCAGACAAUAAACCAGAGGAGAGGGGGCUGUUGGAUAACGAUGGAAAACAUCGACUUUAUGAGCAGGGAGGAGAUUAGAGACACACUUCCUCGAUUCCUCGUCCAUGACAGAGUUAAAGGGAUGUUCCGGCAUAAAACUAUUUCAGGGUCAAACACACCGUAGCAAUGAGAUAGACACCCUUUCGAGAGAUGAAUGUUGUCGACCGCUUGCUUCUCUAGUUAUACCAACUUUAGUAACGACCGCACGAUAGCAAUACACAGCGGUCUGAGGAGCCAUAAACAAACCUCAACCAAAACGCCACUCUAUAGCCACAAAUAAUGCUCAGAACAGCACCUAACUUCAUCAACAGGACAUAUAGGGUCACAGACAUAGUCCCCAGGCCAGUCCAUUACGGACUGCUGCGGGGUGUCGCAGCUCAAGGAAGAACAUUUAUGAUCAUUACUUUAUCAUUUCCUUCAAGUUAUAAUCACUUUAUUAAUCAUUUUGCAGACGCGGUAGUUCUUCUGCCUUAGCGUCCCGGUCUGAUUGUAUUUCCACUCACCUACAAGAGAGUAGGUCAGUUGUGUUUAGUGUUUAAUUUUACAAAGUGAAGGACAGGAGGUAAACAGGAGCAGAGUUGUGUUGUUUGUGUGUCAAUAUUGGCGGAUAAUUAUCACUGCCGACAGGUAUGAACAUUUCUGCUCAGUAUGAUCCACCAGUGGGAAAAAAAGGAUCUCAGAGUGUUUAAAGCCUGUUUCUAAAAACUGUCUCAAUAAGAGUAAAAGGUAAUUUAUAUUGCAUAUAUAUACGCAACCUUUAUCGGUAACAUAAGAUUGAAAAUAUCAGAUAAAAUCCAAUAUGGUGCGUCUCUUAUUCCUGACCUGGUCUGAUCCAUGAGUGUUGAAGAAAAUCUGUUUGAAAUGAAGCAGCUGAUUCUAUUUUUACUUCUGUCUUUGCAGGUAAUAAGAAGAACCUCCCAGUCAGCAUCGUGUAUGUGCCCUCUCACCUUUACCACAUGCUGUUCGAGCUCUUUAAGGUACGAAACCUCCUGUUUUUUUUUUUCAAUCUUAUUCUAAUUAAAGUGAUCAAUAUGUUUUUUUAACUGAUCGAUGCUUUCCUUCUGUCAGAACGCGAUGAGAGCAACAACCUUCCUCCAGUCCAGGUCCUGGUGUCUCUGGGAGGCGAGGACUUGUCAAUCAGGGUGAGCGGAAACAUCUUUUACUCUUCCUCGUAGGUUUUUUUUUGUUCCCUCAGGCCUUUGUUUGGUUUGUGAGUUUGUGUUUGUGAAGGUAACACAAACCCUCCCACUAUGAGGAGGACAAUAGAGCUGAACAGCCUGUAGGAGUGAGUGGAAGUGGGGGUGUGUUUUUACGUCUGUUAGCUCUCUGUGGACCAGUUCGACAAGUUUAAUGGAGCCUGUGAUGAUGAAGUUAUCGCGCUGGAUUAAACCUCCUCACUGCAGAUUCAGAUUAGCUUAAUGUUACAUAACGUAACGAUACGGCUUUUAAAGCUAAUAGUUACACAGUCUUUUAUCGUUGUUUCCGCUCAGAUCGGCUCAACUUUCUAAGAAACACCUUCACCCUUCAUUAACUGGAGAGCUUAUUAGCAGGCGGAGCGACUUAACGCUGAUAAGAUUAAAAACAAAGACUUUGUACCCUCAUAAACCUGGUCCCAGAGCUCAUGUUUUACAACCACACUCUGCUGAUAAACUUUUGUCGAACUUAAACUUCCACUGAUCAGCGUUUAUAUCCAGAAAGGAUUAGAUUAAUGUGUGUAGUCUGAAACUAAAAUGAGGAUUUAAAAAACCCAGAAAGUCCAUCACAUCUGAGUUCAUCAGGUCUGCUCUAUUACAUCAGGUUGUAUCAUAAGUCACAAACAUUCACAGGUUAUCUCUUAAAGUUUUGGGUAAAACUGAACCGUGUUCUCUGAUGACCUUUUUUUUAUGACGGCAGCGUCUGUUUUUAAAAUAAAACCAACACAGUUCAGCAUCUUCAGCGCCAUAUGGACAUGUCAUCUCCGAGGCGUCUGAUGCUGAGUUUGAAGUCUAUCAGCUGUAGUCGCCAUGUUGUAAAAGGUCAAAGAGGAGGUGAUGAGUCUAGUCAGCUGUCAUUUGUAACGCUGCAAAACUUUAAUAUCUUCAAAACAAAAAUUCACCUCUUGAAUGAACUUUUCAGACUGAGACGGUUUGUUGAACAUGUCUGUGAACACGUCUGUUUUUGCUCUGAUCGUUAACUUUUUUGAAUGAGUGUGUAUGUGGUUCUCUGCGCUUUUGCAGUUAGCCUCAAGUGGACACUUUUGGAACUGCAGUUUUUGGAACUUGCUUAUUGGUUUAAUUCAAAACUGGGGGGUUAUUUUUGCAAAGACUUCUGUAGUUUUACUUCAUUUCACCAAAGCGAAAAAUGAAAAGGAUGUAAAAUACAGUUUGCAACCUCCACAUUCAAGAACAGCUGCAUUGUGCAUCAAAUUAAACCCUCUUUUAGCUGUCUUCAAAUGUCUGCAGUCCUCCUCCUCCAGUCCAAGCAGCUGGGGUCACACCCAAACUAUGCAACAAGUCCCAUCAGAGUUACAUAACUUAAAAGUAUUUCAGUGUUGAAAUCAGUAGUAUUAUAGCGAGUUAGGCAAUGAAAUGAAGUGACACUGCAGUAUGUUUCCUCUAAAUGCAGGAUUAUUAUAUAACGAAUGAAAAAGGUUGACUAAAAAAAAUUUAUCUGGCAGUCGUCAGGCCCAGUGCUUCCCCUUUACAAUGCAUUAUGGGAUACCUGGUAGUAACUUCUUCUAGCAGAAACUGUAGCUGUUGUAGCUCCUGUUUGGUCUGUCUACUCAUAGUUUAGCUGUUUGGUUCAGAAAAACUCAGAAAGAAGGUAUUUCAGCAAAAAGAAUCAAAAUGAUGAAAAGUUAGUCGAGAUAAAACAAAGUGACUAUUGGAUUCAGAUUCAUGAGACGGACACAAACAGGUCUUUAAACAUGGAUUAAUGUCUGUUGAGGUCGGCUGGAGGUGUAAUUAAGCUGCUUUUGUGCAAAGAUGUUAAGUUUAAAGACUAAAACUCAUGACUCACUUCAAAAUGAAAAGACCUCUGGAGCUAAAGAGAUGUAAUUAAAGAAUAACAUGAUGGAAUAAGUACAGAGAGUAUGCUGAGGAGGAAAUCUAGGCUGUGAUUUAGAGGAUAAUCCAGAUUAUCGACCUUUUUGUUGCAGCUCUGAAUCAGCUUCUUCUUUUUCUGUUCUCGUCAAGUUUCAGUUUUUGCAUGAGCAGGUUUAUCAUUACAAUAAGUCCAGUAAACACGCGGCCCCUCAGCUGCUUUUUUCCAGUCAAGGCCGGGUGUGGAUGACAGGCGGGCCCUCGUCCACUCAGCACAUUUCAAGGACCUCUCAUGACUCUCUCUCUGUUUCUGCUGUCGUCUGCAGGUGA